Pelmatolapia mariae (spotted tilapia) is the source of this 1974-nucleotide messenger RNA. RefSeq lists its product as uncharacterized. The record is from RefSeq and is a predicted model, not a curated record. NCBI's taxonomy places the organism in Eukaryota, Metazoa, Chordata, Actinopteri, Cichliformes, Cichlidae. Bases 397 to 1122 code for a protein of 241 amino acids. The transcript is spliced from 6 exons.
GAUUGUCGGUAGUUUCACUAACGCUGCCAAUAAUGCAGAUCUACUUAUAACACAGUAAGUGUGCACAGAGAUAAUGGGGAUUUCAUUUUAACUGAGUGGUCUACUCACUACACCGUGGAACAGCCUCAGCUAUAACUUCCAAACCAAGUCUUUAGCCCCGCCACUUAAUAAAAAAAGAAGAAGUCUCAAAUUGCCACACUUCCUCUUUCCACUCACAACAUUCCCUUCCCGUUAUCUUUCACUCUGCACAUGUACGUUCAUUUUACUUAAAUUGCUUUGGAAAACACUAUCUAACUUCAUUAAAGUUCUGGUUAAGGCAUGAAAGAGUGCAUCUAAGAUGGGGUGAGUCACGUUUUCUAAGACUUUUGAAAAAUCUUGCAUUCAUCUGGCUUUUAAAUGUUUCUGCUACUCCACAGAUAUUCUGCCCCUAACAAUCUGUGCUGCGGUGGGGAGACUAAGCAUCCGGUUCAAUUAAGUCUUGUUCUUUUUGACCCACAGCCAAGCACUGUGUGUAGUUUCCUGGAAAUGGAGGGAACUCAGACAACGACUAGAGAGGAGGGGACAACAGAAAGAAAUGGGGAUCAGGGGACUAGCAGCAAUGUGCCGAUGUCCAGCAAACCUCUGCAUCGCUUUGUCCGAAAGGAGCCCAGAAGUCUUGGGAUUGUCAUUCUGAUGUUCGGCUGUGCUGAGUUGUUAAUGGGAUUUCAGUUCUCCAGUGAAGAUUUCAAAAUCUCUGCUGAACUCUACAUUCGCUUUUGGCAGGGAGCUCUGUUUCUUACCUGUGGAAUCCUGUCAGUCUACACUGAGUUGCAUCCGUCCAAGAAGAUGGUGACUGUGUGCUUGGCCCUGUAUGUGGUUUCCAUCUUUGGAAUCGUAAUCUCUUUCAUAUGCAGGAUAAUCCAGAUCAUCUCUUAUCCCGACUAUUAUAUGCGAUAUCAUUUGAACUGGACAAGUGUGACGCUGCUGAAAAGUAUCGAAGCCAUUUUAUUGACCUCCUCUUUUUGCGUGUUAGUGAUUCUCAUUUUUCUAACCACUGUUGCAAGUUUCGCACUGAAAUCCACACACACUCAGGUUAUCAUCCAGCAAAUUCCACCACCGAGGACUGAAACGACAUCGGACUGAGGACAUCUUUUUAAAGUAUUAUUAAACAUUACACGACCUUACUAAAACACACUUGUUGGUCUCUUGUGACACUUGUUCUUGAACUAAAAUCAUUUCUGUCAUCUCUGUGAGGAAAAACUGUCUUAGAAGAACUUUUUCAGGAAGGUAAUAACGACUAAUCUGUCUGGCAACUCUUGUGUUUCCCUGCUGCACGUCUGCAAAUCUCUUGUGGUCCACAUCGACUGAAUGUGUUGACCUCGGCCAGAUGUCAUACAUUAUAUGUUGGACAACAUCUGGACUAUGCAACAUUUGUUUGUGACAAGUAUCAAAAUUCAGGACAUCCAACCAUAAAAGCUUUGAUUUGUUUUAAAACAUACUUGUUAGAAAUUUAAUACUGUUAAUAUCUGAAAAUUUACUUCCUCAUCAGACUUUUAGUCAUUUGGAAGCCAUAUAGAAAAUCUAUUAUACGUGUCAUCUUUUCAGAGAUGUCCAAAGUUUUCCAUCUAAUUGUAUCUGCAUUAUUAUUAGUGUCUUAUUAGUAGUGUUUGACUGUCAUUAAACUGUGCUUUGUACUCUAUACUGAAUGUUUAACUGAAGACAUUUUACAGUAUGACAUGUUGUAACUGGAUGAGUAAACUAUUAGCUGUGACCUCUGGUUACAGAGGGAACAGGUCCAUUACUGGGAUCUAAGAAGCCUUGGUAUAAACUCUGUUUUUCCUGUUUGUGUAAAAUCUUUUUAUAUUUUGUGCAGUAAUUGUGUACUGAUUUAAACAUAAACUUUUGUUAAGCCAAUAUAAAUACUCUCAUUUCAUUAUGUUAACCUUUGCCUUCACCCCUAAUCAACAAUAGUAAAAGUCCUCAGUUUAUGACGUA